AUGAUGGAAGAUGAAGUGCAAAAUUUGCUGAAACUCACAAGUGAAGAUUUUUACAGAAACGUUGAAGAGCAAUAUGGGAAAAAUGUUGUAAAAGUUCUAAAACAUCAUGAUAUCGAUAGUUAUUUUAUUUUGGGUGAAACUGAUGAAGAUUCAUUAUUUAGUGUAUUUGAAAAUCCAAAUGAUGAAAAUUCUUCAGAUGAACUGAUUAGUCUGAAGAAAGACAUUUGUAAUUUUAUUGGUGAAAAAGUAUCAUUAAAAAUCGGAACAAAAGGAAAACUUAUUAUAUUGUUGAAUGAGGCUCGUGCCAUUAUUCAGAAAAAAAAACAACAACUAUUAGCUGAAAAAAGAUUUAAUCGUCAUAAUAAAUCUCGUUCACAAUCUUCAUCAACAUGCAGUAGUGCAACUGCUGAAAUCAACUUAAAAGAAUGUUAUACAUCCAUUGAAAGAUCAAUUAUAAAACUAUUAACCAAUAUUAAUAAUAAUGUUCAUGGUGUGAUCAUGACGAAUGUAUCAUCGAAUGAUUUUAAAAUUGAUGUUAAAUGCGUCAAUGAUGAUGCUGAACCAACUUGCUUGAUCCAGUGUAUAUGUGGUGAUCGAGUGAGAUUGUAUUUUAGACAGAAUGGAUUUCAAAUAUCGAAUCUUUCAAAACAUCUAAAAUCGAUUUACAAUAAAUCAAAAAUUGUCGAGAUCAACGAAGAUCAAAAUAAAAAUGAUUCAGAAUCAUCAAAUGAUAUGAUUAUAGAUGAUGAAUCUUCAGUUAUUGAUAAACAAAAUAAUAAAUAUUCAACUAUUAAUAGUGAUACAGAUAUUGCUUCAACAUCAAUAACAAAUAGAAAAACCCUUCAUCAACAACAAAAAUCUCAAUUUGAUUCCAGCAAUGAUAAUAAUAAUGAUUCAUCAGCUGAAAAAACCAACAUCGAUAAUGAACGACAAUCGUUUCGUAUAUCGACUACAACAAGUGAAGAUGAAAGUUCCAUAUCAAUAAACAAUAAAUCACAACCAAAACAUGACACGACAGUAGAUGAACGAUUACGAACAUCUGAUCUACCAAUACAUAUUCGAUCAAUUAAAGAUUUUCGAAAACAGAAGGAUCAUGAGAGUGAUCUUUCAGAUCGAAAAAAAUCGAAACUAGAUAUCAAUAAAAAACAAUUUACAAACAAUUCAUCAGCUAAAAUCAACAAAAAAAUUCGUAAAGUUCAGGUUUACAAUAAAGCUAGCGAUGCAGACUUUUUGUUUGCCGUACUAGAAACAAUUGAUUCUAAUAGUCAUCGUCCUUCGAAUAAUUAUAGAUAUCCACAAUGUGUAUUUCGAUUUGCUACAAUUAUUGCUAUAAUAGCAGGCAGAUAUGUUUACGAAUUUCUUCGAAUGAAUCUAAGAUUUCUAUUGCCGACAAUACAAACUAUUGAAAAUAAUUGGUCUUAUCAGCCUUACAAAGAGGCUAAUUUUCGAUUUGAAGAAACUCAAACCUAUCUUAGUUCAAAUAAAUGUCAAUAUAUUUUUGUAUCCGAAGAUUGCUCUGCGAUUAUUCCUAGAAUAGAAUACGAUGCAAGUUUAGAUGUUUUUAAUGGAUUUGUUACACCAGUUUUAGAAGGUUUACCGACUGAAAAUACAUUCCGCUGCACAACAAUUCAACAAUUAAAAAAUUUAUUUGAAACUAAUCCAUAUGCUAAUUUAGUUAAUAUUCACGUAGUUCAGCCUAUUGUUGAUUCAAAUAAUGCUUUAGUUUUACCAACAACAGUUUUGGCAGCUUACGGAACCGAUCAUAAAUUAACAGCUAUUGAUAUAUUAAAAAGAUGGUUAAUAAUAUAUAAAAAAUUUUAUUCCAGAGGAAUUCGUGUAUUAGGAUUCUCCACAGAUGGGGACCCCAAGUACUUAAGAGCAAUGCGUUUAGCUGCUAACUUUUUUGUAAGAACGCAAAUAUUGAAUAUUUACAAUAAUACAUUGGCAUUUAAAGUUAAAAUUCCUUUGAAUUGGAUGUCAUGGUUUUUUCUUAGUUCUACUCAACUUUUUUUAUUCGUACAGGAUGGUGUACAUCUUUGUACUAAAAUCCGAAAUAGAAUGUUAUCGAAAAGUGCUGAAUUAACAAUGGGUAGUUAUGAAAUAUCUAUGGAGCAUUUACAUGACUUAAUAAGAUCUACAAAUAAAUUAGACCACAACUUAUCUAUAUCCGAUUUAAAUGUUAAAGAUAAACAAAACUUUGUUUCUUGUCAAAAGAUCUCAGAUGAUAAAGUAUUAAAUUUAUUGCUAUUAAAUGAUAAAUAUAGAGGUACUUAUAAUUACUUGUUAAUCUUAAACUUAUUGAUAACUGCUUAUACAGAAAGAGCGAUCGCGUUGAGUGAUCGUAUCUAUUAUGCAUCUAUUGUUUUAUUUUAUGUUCGAUUGUGGAGGAUAUGCUUACAUAUUGAAAGACCACCUCGUAAAAGUACAUUAUCAGAAAAAAAUAAAAAUAAAAAAAAAUAUCAAUCACCACACUUUAUUACUUCGAAUGCAUUACUAUGUAUAGAGCUCAAUGCACAUUAUUUGAUCUAUGUCUACUUAUUAGUUGAACAGAAUGUUCUUCCUCAAUCUAUUGCUGAAAGUAUUUACUUAUUCUCAUCACAACCUUGCGAGAAUAUAUUUAGAAACGCUCGAGCACUUUCAGGUGUUUAUUCAACACGUAUUAAUUUUACUAUCAUGCAGUUUUUAAAGCGUUUAAAUAAACUUAAUGCUCUUACAGAAUUGAAACAUUUUGAAGAAACAAAUACAGAACAAAAAAUAGUUUUUCCUGUUCAUCACAAAAUCAGAAGAUUUAUGGAUAAAAAGGAAUCAAAUAAUAAUACUGGACUUACCAGCUUUAAUACUCAUGAUCUUGAAAAAAUUAUUCUUCAUGCAUAUGAAGUAGCACAAGAGAUGAUCAAUUUUGUUGAUUUGAGUAAUAGUUUAAUAAAAAAUAAUAUGUUUAACAUUGAACAAUCAUCAAAAAUAGCCAAACAGUUGUUACAGUUGAAUUGCUUAACUGAAUCCAAAGUAGUUGAUGUUGAUGGAUCGACGGAUGAGGAAGAAACAAGUGAUGAUGAAGAUUUAGAUACUUAUAAUAAUGAAUUAGCUGAUAUCAUGUAUGAUGGUGAUUUUUCUGAAGACGAAUCAAUCACUACAAAUAGUUUUGAAAAUUUGCAAGGAACAACUUACUCAGGGAUGAGGUUGAAAAAAUCAGUUUCAUCCUCAAAUGUACAUAAAUACUUUCCUGUUAAUAUUCAUGGUGAAACAUUUUAUCUUCAUAAACAAACAGCAACUUGGUAUUUACAAGAGAAACAGCAACGAGUACCAUGUGAUCGCCUUCAACGUGUGCAAACUAAAGCAGUUGAAUAG
This is a messenger RNA of Rotaria sp. Silwood1, 3348 nucleotides long. NCBI's taxonomy places the organism in Eukaryota, Metazoa, Rotifera, Eurotatoria, Philodinida, Philodinidae. The record is from the annotation of a GenBank genome assembly.